Drosophila erecta is the source of this 4914-nucleotide messenger RNA. RefSeq names its product titin homolog. Bases 1 to 4596 code for a protein of 1531 amino acids. The transcript has a single exon. Lineage: Eukaryota; Metazoa; Arthropoda; Insecta; Diptera; Drosophilidae. The record is from RefSeq and is a predicted model, not a curated record.
AUGACAAACACGCAGCAGGCGGAAUCGGGGGAGGCGGUGGCGGAGGAGCGGACAACAUUAAUGUCGCAGGCAGCAGCUAAUAAUAAUAUUCAUAAUUCGCAGUGGCUUGUUGAUGGCAUCGCAAAUCAGGGCGCUGAGUCAGCCGUGUUUUGUUGGUCAAAAGCGGCGCCGGAAGUGCUCGGAAUGGCAGGCCAAUUUCCGGUUGGCCAAGGAAUCACUUGGCAGAGCAGCUUCCCCAUGAAUCACUCGUGUGGAAGCAGGAACAUGGGAGUCUGCCAGCCUUACUACCAACCCAUACAAGCAGGAAAGUUUCCCUUGCAUCUGAAUUCAAGUGUCCACCAAGGAUUUCCCUUGUAUAUAUGGGAUGUAGCUCUCAAGAGCCAGAGAGAAGCAGAGAACCACUCAAUUUUAAGCGAAUCUCAACUAUUCCGUCCAUAUCAAGUAUACGCACCGUGCACAGCGAGGUUCCCCAUAAAUCAAGUAUACGCGCCGUGGCAGAUGAACUUUCCCAGACUGCUGCAAUUGCCCCGCAAGAAUUCUGACGGCCAUUUCCCAGAAAUGAGCACCACCAUGACCCGACGCGGACAGGUGGCCAGCUCACACGCUGAGCAGGCGCCCCAGGAAUUUCCCAUAAUUAAAAAACGAUUUGUUAGCUUUCCCAAUUAUCGAGCAAUGCCUCAAGAUGGGCCCGAAUGCCCACAUCCACCCACCGCCGCCACAACAACAAUGACGCAGCCGGGCCUCGAAAAAGUCACCGAAAUAGACAAAAUAGACGAAAUAGAUGGCGGAGGAGGAGGAGGAGCCGGUGUACAUAAGGUGCCGCCGAUGCUUGAUAAUGAACCCGAGGACGAGGAGCAGACGGCGGCGACAGAAGCAUUCGCAUUAAACUUGAACGUGGCAAGGGAAAUCGAGCAUCAACAGGCGGAAAAUCUUAAUGACGCCUUCGGCCAGCGGCGACACGACCACAAAAACGACGACGCCAUGGAUGGGGCCAAAAAUAAACGCGAAAUAUGCGAGCAAAGCAAAUUAGAGAAGGCCGAAGAUCAUAAUGAGCCAAAUAUGAGAGAUCGCGAGCAGCAGUCAAUAUGUUUGGCCAGGGAGCAGACAAUAGAUGGGAAUGGGCAACAGCAUCACCAUCACCAUCGCCAGCAGCAGCAGCACCAAAAUCAGAAUCUAAAUCGGAAUAGCAACCACCAGCAGUCCGGCGAUCUCUCAGACGCCCGCGAAUCGUCGCCAGAGCAAGUGGACGUGGAUCUCGGUCGGCUACUGACCCGCGAACGGAACCCAAAUCCGAAUCCGAAUCCAAAUCCGAACGCGAAUCGAACUCUGCCAAAUAUAGAAUUACUAAAAAGCUCCGUGCGCGCCUUCCUCGCCGAGAGGAACUGGGAUUGGGACUGGGACUGGGAGCUGCUCGACCUUUUGACCGAAGCCAUCGAACUGAUCUGUGGCCAUCCGGAGACGGGUAACCUUUGGAGCGAGGCGGCCGCCGGAGCGGACAUGACCGUGAGCAAAGUCAGCGAGGAGCGGGAGACAGAAACGGUCGAGGCUUAUCCCGCCGAGCAACUGGAUCAGCCAACGGAACAGGCGGAUGACAACAACAAUACUAGCGCCAUAGAACUGCAGCCCAGCGAGAUGAAGUACGAGAUGAAGACAGCCAGUUCAGCACUGCCCAGCAGGAGUCCGCGUCCAGAGUCGCCAGUCACCAGACUGGGUGCCACGAGUCGUACACGCAAUGUGGAGCCGAGUGCUCCCGCUACCCAUGCUCCGCUGCUGGGCGACAUAAAGCGCACCUCCAUCAGCCGCGACAGCACAUCCACAUCCAUCGAUGUGGAUUCUGUGCUACCCGAAAGGACACGUCUGCGGCGCCAGAGACGCGUUCGCUCGCAGGAAUCCGUGGAGGAGAAACCCGAGGAUGUGAUCGAGCGACUGAACAAGCUCAAGGCCAGGAUCUCCGGUGCCCUCAGCGAGGUGAAAGGAGUGCUCAAGCAGUACAGCACGGAGAGCGAGGCGGAAUCUGCGGCGGAGCAAGCCCAGUCGACACCAGGUGGAGAUCAACCUGCUCCAGUGUCCUUUCGCUUUGUGAAGAAAGUGCGGCGACGCAGCUACUUCGAUGAGGCCGAGGAGGAAAAAGAGCAAGCUGGGGAGGCACUGGUAGAUGCCUCCAAGGAUAAAGUUAAUCGAGAAAAAAAGGUGGAUUCCACCAAUGAGGAAACUAAGGUGCACAGAGAACAGACACCCUUUGCUAGGGAGCUCUUGGAGGAUUCAGCAGAACGGGAAGCCCAAGCAAAUGGAAAGCAGCAGCUCCGUGCAAGCCAAGGAAUAAAAACUAAUGAAAACGAUAUUAGCGAGCAGAUCGGAGUUAGUAAAAAAGAAGAAACAAAUGAGAGUCAAGAAUCGAAAGAGUUGGAAAACCAAGAUAGAAAGUUGCCAAAGGAUCGUGAUAAUGUGGAAGCUAAACAAAUAAAGAAAGAUGUUGAACCACAAGAAGUGCAACCUGAGGAAGAUCUUCCAAAAGUGGUAAGAGAAGAACCACCAAAAAUAAACGGAGAACCAGCGAAGACAGCAGAACAAGUCAAGCAACCCGAGAAGAGCAAAACCCAGGCCAAAAUUGAGUUUCUGGCCAAGGUGCAGAGCGAACUCAAGUCAAAACCUGCCAAGGAUGUUGGCUCCAAGGAGCAAGCUACCAAGGAAGAAACCCUUAAAGGGGUCUCUCCAAAAAGAGACAGCCACAAAGGAGCGACUCCCAAGGAAUCAGAAUCCAAAGAAAUCACAGAUGUAAACAAAGCGAAAGAUGAGUCGCAAGUCAAGCCAUCUGAAGCAGUUGAAGUGGCACUGUCGGAUGAGUCAGCCACAUCGCCACCACCGUCCAAGACCAAGAAGAAAGUCACCGUGAAGGUGAAGAACCCCAGACGAGCCUCGAUCGCGGCCGUGGAACCAUCCAAGAUCAAGGUGGAGCCGGCCGUCGAGCAGAGCGAUGUUCUCAUCACUCAGCGGCGACCCUCCGACUCGGAGGCGAUUGUCAAGCGCAAGAAGAAGCAGAAAUUAAUGGGCGACACGCCUGCCCCAUGCACAUCGACAUCCACGUCCACAUCCCCAAGAGCGGCAUCAUCGACAACAAAAGAUAGCAUUGCUAACUCGAGGGAAACGGCGUCGAUAGCCGAGGAGAAGGAGACUGCCACCAGCGAACAAUUGGCUACGCCAGAGGUCACCGCGGUGCCAGCCAAGUUGCCCAGUGCCAAGAGCGGCCAGGGAACAGCGGCGACUGCUGCAACAGUUGUAGUUGCAGCAGCAACACCGGCGACAACUGCAACACCAGCGGCCAAAUCAGAGAUCGAUGCCGAUCCGGCGAUUGGCAAUCUAGCGCCAGCAGGCGAUCGAACCAGACGCGCCAGCCUGAAACUAGCGGAGUUGGUGGGUGAAACGGUGCUGGUGGUGCCGGCAGCGACCGCAGCCCCACAAGAUCCAUUGCCCGAGUCCAAGGAACCCAUCGGUCAGGAGGCGCUGGUGCCAGCGACGCCGCAACAGGUGGCCAUCGGCGCUGACAUUGCGCCGCAAAUAGCAGCGACAUUGAGGCACGAAGAGUCAUCGCCAGAGCAGCAGGCACAGUCGUCCGCCGAAGCUACAAAAGCCGGAGAGCAGCCGCCUCCCGGCGACAGUCUAGCCACCAUGCCGGAGCUGAAAGUACUCGCCGGACCGGUGCAGCCCGUCAAGAUCGAGACGGUCGAGCAGCCCCACGAUGUGGCCAAGAGUCAGGAGCCGCUCGUGAAGAAGAAGCCACUGCACCUAAAGAAGCUGGUGCGCAAGAAUUCCAUUGACAAGGAGCCCGAAAAGCAGGAGAAGCAUGACCCCAGUAAGCUGAGCAACAUACUGCGCGACAGGAACAAGAUCAACGAGCUGUCCUCCAGGAUCAACAAGCUCACGCCGCCCAAGAAGCAAGCGAAACCAAAGGAGGAGGCGAAAAAGGCACCGAUUGCAGACGAGGAUAGCCCGAAGCCUGAAGAAGCAGGUCCCGUGGAGAACACAACUGCCGAAACCCAAGUUCUUGAGGAGGUCGAACCGGAACCUGAAGUCGAGCCUGCGCCGGAGCCCAAGAAGCCGCGCAAGAUCAAAAAGAAGGUGAUCAUCAAGCGACAGAAACGCCGCCUCUCCGUCGGCGACACAUUCUUCCUGCAGCCGGAGCCCGAGGAGCCCGCCAUCCCGGAGGUGGAGACCAUCGAGCGGGCCAUAGCCUACGUGACGGAUGACGAGGAGGACGCCAAGGCGCCAGCGGAGGAACCCGAGCCCGAGCCCGUCAAAGAACUCAAAUCCUGCCUGCAUGUAAGGGAGUACAAGAUCGGUGACCUGGUGCUCUACGCGGAGCGCUACCGCAAGACGCAGGUGCGCUGGAAGCGCGGCCGAGUGCUCGAGCGGAUCACCAGCAUCUCGUACAAGCUGGAGAUCGAGGGGAAGGAGGUGCCCGCCCACGUCAGCUACAUCAAGAAGUACACCGGGCGGAAGGUGCGGUUCGGCACCAAGGAGUACCUGGAGAUCGACUACGAGCAGGUGGCCGAGGAGGAGCGCCGGGCGGCCAGCUACAGCAUAUGGAACAUGGUGUAGGCACCAGCAGACCACCGAAUCCACCGAAUCCCACCCAGUGGUGUCCAGUGCCCAGUGCCCAGUGCCCAGUGUCCAGCCAUCUUUGAGUGGAAUUAAAAAAUUGUCCGCCAUGCGAGGUCAUUUUUUAAGGAUCUCAACUCGACAUUCAGUUACGUUAUAGUGAUUCGUCCUCAUAUAGACUACAUGUACAUAUCUACGUAGAGCAGUAGCCUAGUCUUAUAUCCUAGUGUUUAGUGUAACUUAUUCCAGGCCUUCGUUUACAUCUAAGUAUAAUCUGUAUGUGUAAUUAUAAACAAACUAUUUACUGAUAAAUAAAGC